Messenger RNA from Chenopodium quinoa (quinoa), 918 nucleotides. Its product is annotated as UDP-glycosyltransferase 89A2-like. The record is from RefSeq and is a predicted model, not a curated record. Gene Ontology annotation, molecular function: UDP-glycosyltransferase activity. NCBI's taxonomy places the organism in Eukaryota, Viridiplantae, Streptophyta, Magnoliopsida, Caryophyllales, Amaranthaceae. The transcript has a single exon. Bases 1 to 918 code for a protein of 305 amino acids.
AUGGCCAAGUUUCGUACUUUAGACAUUGUACAAAUGCAAGACAUUCCUCGAUCCCCUUCCUUACAUAAGGAGCAACAACCUGGUUUAUACAGAAAAUAUAGGGAGGAUGACUCUGAUUGGAGGAUUGUCAAAGAAUGUUUUCUUACAAAUCCUAAAAGUUGGUGUUACGUUUUCAAUUCUUUCUAUUCCUUAGAAGGGGAGUAUAUAGAUCAAGUAAAAAAAGAUUUGGGUCAUGACCGGGUGUUCAGUGUUGGGCCAUUAAGGUCAAUUUGUGGACCUAAGAGGGUUAACCCGGAUUCUGAUGCUGGUUGUGGUGUGCUCAAGUGGCUUGAUAGAUGCCCGGAAGAGAGUGUUUUGUAUGUCUGCUUUGGGAGUCAAAAAUUACUAUCAGAACCCCAAAUUGAGGCUCUUUCGUUAGGGUUAGAACGAAGCAAGACACGCUUUGUGUGGGUGAUCAAGGCAGAAGGUAGCCAAGUGCUCUCAAAAGGGUUUGAGGAGCGAGUCUCGAACCAAGGUUUAGUGAUUAAAGGGUGGGCACCACAGGUUGAGAUACUAAACCACAAAGCAGUGGGUGGGUUCUUGAGUCAUUGUGGAUGGAACUCAUUACUAGAGAGUAUAAUAGCUGGAGUAUUGGUUUUAGCUUGGCCAAUGUCAGCUGAUCAGUUCCACAAUGCCAAGCAGUUUGUAGAGUAUGCAGGGUUGGCUGUUCAUCUCUGUGGAGGAGAACACACGGUGCCCGACUCGGAUGAAUUGGCUCGGAUCAUUAGCGUGUCGAUCAACGAGAAUAUACCGCAGAAGGAGAAUGCUAAGGUGAUGAGACAGAAGGCAUUAGAGGCAGUGAAACUUGGUGGCAGCUCGUCAUCUAAUGUGAAUGAGUUGGUAAAAGAGUUGAGCCAAAAUAUUGCAUCAAGAACUUGA